UUCAGAGUUCCCAGUGGCUAGUGGCCAUUUAAAAGUGGAAACUCGCGAACGCGGUAGUUGACGGUGUGUUCCGUGGUGCAUAAGUUGGCAUCGAAGAAGUAGUUCGGAAGAACUUCUCUCUAAAGAAGAGUGCCAAUUUCGCGGAAGGUCCGGUUAAGGAACCAUCCCGGACGCAAGUUUGCGGUCGGAGAGGAGAAAGUAAAGCCCUCGCUGGGCGCGUUACACAAUAGAAACCGCACCCGCGGCACGACACGGCAUCAACGUCAUCGGAGCAAUCCGGUCUCUCAACACCUCGUCGGCAUAGCAACGGAGCAUUACAGGCCCCUAGCAACGCCACCACCACCACCACCACCACCACCGGCCCUAACUACUGUCGAUUACAGCGAGUUCGCUGGUGCAAUAGACGCGUCUCUCGCGCAAUGUCGGUCACAAUGCACGACAACAUGUCGACCAAGAAGCCUUCGGGAGUAAACCGGGUCAGUAGUCGCAGCUGGUUGGUGGCCGCGGGGCUGUUGGUGUGUGUCGGGGCGAUGCUGACCCAGCUGACCACGGUGGCCGCGGAUGCCACGCUGGCCCCGACGACGACGGCCCGGUCGCAGGUUUCGGACGAGGCGCUCGAGAAGGCCCUCAGCGAUAAGCGGUACCUGAUGCGGCAGCUCAAGUGUGCCCUCGGCGAGGUACCCUGCGAUCCGGUCGGGAAGCGGCUGAAGAGUUUGGCACCGUUCGUGCUGCGUGGAGCCUGCCCACAGUGUACGCCGGUCGAGACGACGCAGAUCAAGAAAACGUUGGCCCACCUGCAGCGCAACUUCCCGGCCGAGUGGAACAAGCUCAUACAGACCUACGCCGGGUAGAGUACGAGGAGUUUGGGGGACCAGGACCGGGAAUGACUGACUCGGGCCAUACGGGCCACAAAUCAUCCACAAAUCCUUUCCCGGUUCGCGAAGAUGCAACAAGCUUAUUUUUUAGAACAAAACCGACAAAACAGCAGGAACUUAGUGAA
Messenger RNA from Anopheles cruzii, 1000 nucleotides. Its product is annotated as putative odorant-binding protein A10. Lineage: Eukaryota; Metazoa; Arthropoda; Insecta; Diptera; Culicidae. The record is from RefSeq and is a predicted model, not a curated record. Bases 420 to 851 code for a protein of 143 amino acids. The transcript has 3 exons.